AUGAGUCGCGGUGGAUAUUCGUCGUCUCGCGGCAGUUUCAGAAACUAUGGAUAUGGCCAAAAACGCGAUUACAACAAUUAUCAUAAUGAUAACGAAGAAAAAUACGGAGAAACUGAAGAGUUUGAGCACAGAAACGCAAACCGUCAGCCACUGACAAAGCGACCAAAAACGGAAGAAUCUGGAGAAACGAAUCAAAGGUUCUCCUCUACCGGUGAAAAGUCAGCAGUUCGACAAAGGUUUGAAAAAGCAAAAACCAAGGAAUGGCGUCUGAUCAUUCGAAAUCUUCCGUUCAAAGUGAAAAAGGAAGAUCUGCAAAAUAUUUGUUCGGCCAUCGGUCCAUUCGCUGAAAUCGUACUGCCGCCAUCAAAAAAAGAUCCGAAGACAUCAGCUGGUUUCGGUUUCAUUCAAUUUGUGAAGAAGGAAGACGCGGAGAAAGGUAGAGAGUAUUUCAAUAAGAAUAAAGUUUUGGGAAGAUCAGUCGCUGCGGAUUGGGCAUUGGAUAAGGAUACAUAUGAGACGAAUGCUCACGAUGAGAAAGAACAUUUGAAGAAGAAAGUGAAGGUGGAAAAGGUGGAAGAAGACAAGAGAAAGAAUGUGAAAAAGUUCGAGGAUUCAGAUGAAGAGGAAGAGAACGAUGAUGAGGAGGAGGAAGAAGAGGAUGAUGAAGAAAAAGACGGAGAAGACUCCGAAGAUGAUUCUGAAGAUGACGAGGAAGAUGACGAGGAAGGAGACAAGAAAAAGAAGAAGAAACCGGUCGCUGAACGCAAAACCGAUCAAGCCAUCAUUGACGGAAAAGUUGUAUUCCUCCGAAAUCUUUCAUUCGAAACCAAAGUUGAGCAGAUCAAAGAGGAGCUUUCGAAAUACGGGCAAAUCGAUUUGGCAAUCAUUUGCAAGUACAAAGACAGUGGACACUCGAAGGGAACUGCUUUCGUUCACUUUUCUUCGCCGUUGGAAGCUUCCAAUUGUAUCGAAGGAAUCGAGGAUGGAGUUAUUAUUGAUAAUCGACUUGUCAAAGCUAAUCUUGCUAUUCCAAGAAAAGAAGCAGCUGAAAUGGAGAAGGAUAAGCUCACCAAGGUUCCAAAAGACAAAAGAAAUCUACGACUCGCCAGAUUCGGAUUGAUUCGUGAUGGAACAGCGGCAGCUGCUGGAAUGAGCAAAGAGGAUGCAACGAAAAGAGAAAGAAUCGCAGAGGCAAUGAGGAAGAAAUUGGAAAACACUAAUAUGUUCAUUUCGCCUGUCCGAUUGUGUAUUCACAAUCUCCCUCAAAAGAUCAACGAUGCUAAACUCAAAGAGCUUGCUCAGAAGUCCACAUCAGCUGGAUCUCUCAUCACAGAAUGUCGUGUUUGGAUGGACAAAAAAAGACUGACACCUGACGGUAAACCAAAGUCUUCUGGAUUCGGUUUCAUCGCCUUCAAGGAACAUAUGCAUGCUCUUGAAUGCCUUAAGAAGCUGAACAACAAUCCAGACACAUUUACGAAGGAUCAUCGUCCAAUUGUCGAGUUUUCAGUAGAAAACUUAUUGGCUUUGCAAGCUAGAGCUCGUAGAAACGUGAAGAACACAACCGAAAAGAUGAGUGAACGCGUUGUGAAUGAGAAGAUUCGGCAACAAGUGAAACAAUCCAUCGGUGAAGUUCACACUGCCGGUAUGAAAUUCUUGCCAAAGUUCACUGGAAAGAAGAUUCGUCAUCGAAACUUGAGUGGACGAGCCAAGAAGAAUGUGGAUCGUGUGAAGGCUGCGAAGAACUCGAAGCAACCAGAGAUGCCAGCAAGUGUUGGAAAGAAGAAGAAAGCGAUGAAGAAGAAUGUUUCCAAAUAUUUAUCCCUUUCCACUUAA
Molecule: messenger RNA, 1833 nt
Organism: Caenorhabditis remanei
Lineage: Eukaryota; Metazoa; Nematoda; Chromadorea; Rhabditida; Rhabditidae
Exons: 5
Coding region: 1-1833 (610 amino acids)
Molecular function (GO): RNA binding
Source: RefSeq, a predicted model, not a curated record